Annulohypoxylon truncatum is the source of this 2586-nucleotide messenger RNA. RefSeq lists its product as uncharacterized. The transcript has 4 exons. Gene Ontology annotation, biological process: regulation of DNA-templated transcription. Gene Ontology annotation, molecular function: DNA-binding transcription factor activity, RNA polymerase II-specific; zinc ion binding. Bases 172 to 2451 code for a protein of 759 amino acids. Gene Ontology annotation, cellular component: nucleus. NCBI's taxonomy places the organism in Eukaryota, Fungi, Ascomycota, Sordariomycetes, Xylariales, Hypoxylaceae. The record is from RefSeq and is a predicted model, not a curated record.
UGACAUCUCCCGUUCCUGGUAUCGGUUGGCAGCCAGGAUUAUCAGAUCUCUCUUACCGGUCGUCUCGGUCUGGCCGAGUACGUUUUACGAUAUACCGCGCCCUAUAUUCCCGUACCUACCUAGUCAGUAAGGCAAGUGUACAAGGAAGUCGCAUAGAAUUAUUCGUCAACCAUGUCGGCGUACAUAGCGACGGCGAGACGGGGUUCCGCCCACGAGAUCUCGCCCGUGUCCGAGACGACGCCGGACUCGUCGCCCGGGCCGUCUCCAAAGCGGCACUGCCUCCAGGGCCCUCCCCCUUACAGCGCGAUCGAUGCUGCCGCCGCCAUAGGUGGGCUGGCCGCCCGCGCGUGCGAGAAAUGCCGGGCUUCUAAGCGCAAGUGUGACAAGAGGCUGCCCUUCUGCGACCGGUGUAAAAGGCUAAACGCCAAGUGCCAAUACGUGCACGACAUCUCCAGCAGCGCGAACCCGCACGGGGCCCAGUUCGUCAUCUACCAGCCGCGCCCGCUGACGCACGACCCGCUCCUCCGCGCGCCCGAGCCCCUCGACGGCAUCUCCGCCGCGCAGCUGCUGUCGCUCGUCCCCGCGGGCGCGGGCGCGGGACACCCGCCGGUCGACUGGCGCGCCGCCGUCACCAACUACUUCUUCUGCGUGCACCCGUGGUUCGCCGUCGUGCACCCGGCCGUCUUCGAGCGCCAGGCCGCCGCCCUCGUCGCCUCUCUCGCCUCCGGCUCGCCGCCGGGCGAUAGCUACAACAACGCCAUUAACAACAACAGCAAUAACAACAAUAACAAUAAUUACACGCCGCCCUCGGUCCCUAACUCGCGAUCCAACUCGACGUCGACGGCUUCGCGCCGCGAUUCUGUUGCCGGCUUGAACCUCACCCCUAGCUUCGCGGACGCGCUGACGACGGCGUGUCAACAGCAGCAGCAGCAGCAGCCGAAGACGACGACGACGACGAGCACGGACUGGUCGUCGAAGACGGUCGCGCUGCUGGUGCUGGCGAUGUACCUGAACACGCGGAUGCGGCUGACGGUGGAUGCGGGGGAGCAGCCGAUAUUCGACGCGACGUACCGGACGGUAAAGCGGCUGCUGUCGCCUCUGCUCCUGGGCUGCGUCGGGGACCCGCGGCCCAGCGUGGAGCUGGUGCAGGCGGGCGCGCUGCUGGCGCUGUACGAGUACGGGCACGGCGAGAUCGUGACGGCGUACCGGACGCUCAGCCAGGCUGUGGUUACGGCGCGCGUCAUGGAUAUUAAACCUGGGCAGAUUGCUGAUGGUGUGGAUGAUGACGCGCUGAUGCUGAGUGUGGAGGAGGAGCAGAUGGGGUGCUUGUGGUGGGGGAUGUUUAUUCUUGAGCAAUCGAUUCACCAAGACGAAGACGCCAAAGACCUACCCUUCCUCCUCGAAACCCCAACGCGCAACACGCUCCUCCCGGAAACGCCGCCGAUGACGCCUCCGCCGGACGGCCGCAACUUCCCCGUGUCUCCCCCAUCGUCAACAACGGCGACGACGGUGACGCGGCACCUAAGCACAAGCGUGCUCGUCAGCAGCGAGAAGUUCGGCGGGUUCCAGCUGUCGGCGAAAGCAGCGACACUGUUCCACCGCGCGAUCCGCAUCGACAAGGAGCGCGACGAGAGGCCCGGGAAGAUGCCGCUCGUGGCCGCGUACGCGGACCUCGACCGCGAGAUCCGCGAGACUACGCUCACGCUGCUGAACAACACGCUGGAUUGGGAGGGCGUGCUCGAUUGCUUCGCUAUGCUUGUUAGCGCGCUUUUCAUUCUUUACUUGCCGUAUUUGGCUGUGCUUGAGAGUAGCUGUAGCAGCGGUAUGGAUGUAGAAAUGGGGAUGGGCGAUUUACCGCUCCCGGCGCCGCCGGAGACGUUGCAUUCUUACUCGUCUGAGUCGUCGAGCGAGUCGGCCGAAUUCAGCGGGGCUUCUUCUUCUUCCGCGGCGGCGGGCGCGACGAUAGACGGGAUUCCGGGCUCGCACUCCGGUUCGCGCUCGGGGUCGGGGGCAGGAAUAGGAGUAGAGACGGGAUCGUCGAGCCCGGCCGACGCGAUCCUGCGAUCGAAUCCGGAGCUCGACACGGCGGUCAUGGCGCUGCGCUUCGCGUGCAAGAUGUCGACGGACAUCUCGUGCAAGCUCAACGCGGACUACGGCGCGAACCCCAAGUCGCCGGCCCAGCUGUGCGCGCCCGCCGGCGCCACGUGUUACCUGGUGAUCCUCGCGUUCGCGAGCCUCGGCCGCAUCUUCCCCGACAACAGGGCCGAGUGCCAGGAGAACAUCGCGGAGAAGUUCGAGAGCUUGACGCUGUUUAGUUUUCGGUGGGGUAUUGCCGAGAAAAUGAUGUCACAGCUCGAAAAGAAAAUAGGCGUGGAUCGAAGGCAGUAUCUGAAAGGUUCGAAAAUAAGACCGCCGACAUAUGCCGUGGCUUUCGACUUCGGUCGACAGUGACAAGACGCUUUCCCCUGGGGUGCGGGUAGGGUUCGUGUUUGUUGUUGGGUGUGAUGUUUAGGACUUACGACGGAGUAUAACGUUCGCUUAUCUGUUAUGGAAAAAGACCUACGACCUGGGCUCGGAGGUUUAAGC